Molecule: messenger RNA, 822 nt
Organism: Mycosarcoma maydis (corn smut)
Lineage: Eukaryota; Fungi; Basidiomycota; Ustilaginomycetes; Ustilaginales
Product: chromatin modification protein
Exons: 2
Coding region: 1-822 (273 amino acids)
Biological process (GO): RNA polymerase II preinitiation complex assembly; DNA-templated transcription initiation
Cellular component (GO): SAGA complex; transcription factor TFIID complex
Molecular function (GO): RNA polymerase II general transcription initiation factor activity; transcription coactivator activity; protein heterodimerization activity
Source: RefSeq, a predicted model, not a curated record
AUGGUGACUUACGAUGCCACGGCGUCUUACGGCUCGUCCGGCUCGUAUGCUGACACGGGACUUCGCGGACCUGUACCGCGCGAUGCUCGACUGAUCGCACUCAUCCUCUCGUCCAUGGGGGUGUCGGAUGUUGAACCGGCAGUGCUUCUUCAGCUGCUCGAAUUUGCACAUCGGUACACGUACGAUGUGCUCUCGGAUGCACUUGUCUACUCGGACCAUGCAAACUCUCGGCAGGCAGGCAGCAACCUUUCGCUCGACGAUGUCAACCUGGCUAUUCAGAGUAGGGUGAAUUACAGUUUCACCAAACCGCCUGAGAAGGAUAUGCUACUCGCACUAGCUAGCACAGUCAACGCGAUACCGCUUCCACCCAUCUCGGAUAGACAUGGCGUAAGGCUGCCUGCAGCACAACACUGUCUUACGAAUGUCAACUUUAGCAUUGUGCCGAACCCGCUUCCUGCGGACUUUGACGAUUUCGAACAAGCACCACCGCCGCUCGACCCUGCAUGCCCGACAUCCAACGGUUCUGGCGGCGGCGGGGUAAGUCAAUCCACGCUCGCAGACACACAGGCAUCCACGGGCUCAAACCUGUUCGAUUCAAAUCCAGCCAGACCCGCUCGAGACAAAGACGACUAUGACAACGACGAUGCAGACAUGUCGGCCGAUGAUGCCAGUGUAACCACCCUUCAUCCAAGUCAGUCGCAAACCCACUUGGCUCCAGAUACCGCCGACCCGUCCAGUCAAUCCCACACCCAAUCCUUACCCAAUACCGACUCGUCAAGAGGCGUCAAGAGAUCUCUGGAUGAGGACGACGAGUACGAUUGA